Coniophora puteana RWD-64-598 SS2 is the source of this 1091-nucleotide messenger RNA. RefSeq names its product short chain oxidoreductase. The transcript is spliced from 8 exons. Gene Ontology annotation, molecular function: oxidoreductase activity, acting on the CH-OH group of donors, NAD or NADP as acceptor. The record is from RefSeq and is a predicted model, not a curated record. The coding region runs from base 52 to 864 and encodes 270 amino acids. NCBI's taxonomy places the organism in Eukaryota, Fungi, Basidiomycota, Agaricomycetes, Boletales, Coniophoraceae.
CGAAAAUACCCCACAGCUCAUUUAUCGCUAACGAUAUCACGAUACCUACAUAUGCCCUCAAAAGCCUCUAAGGGUGUCGCCCUCAUCACAGGCUGCGCGCAGGGCCUCGGGCGCGCCAUCGCUACGCGACUUGCCACAGACGGAUAUGCAAUUGCGCUGGUCGAUUUACCGUCGAAGCGGGAGGCAGUUGAGGAGCUAGCGUCUGAGCUAGGCAAGAAACUUGAUGGUAUAAGGACGCUCGUGGCGCUGGCAGACGUCACAAUCGAGGAUCAGGUAAGAGAUGCAGUCGAGAAGGCAGCGCAAGAGCUAGGUGGCGUCGAUGUGCUUGUUACCAGUGCAGGCAUCGUCCGGAUCAACCUUAUAUGCGAUGUAUCCGAGAAAGAAUGGGACGACGUUAUCGGCGUCAACCUCAAAGGCACCUUUCUCUGCUACAAACACGUCGGCCUGCAGAUGAUCAAACAAGGCCGCGGCGGGCGGAUGAUAGGGAUCAGCUCCAUCGCAGGCAAGAAAGGUCUGGCGCUUGCAAGCGCAUACUCCGCCUCCAAGUUCGCCGUACGCGGGCUGACGCAGUCCGCGGCGGCAGAGUUCGGACCACACGGUAUUACCGUCAACGCGGUCGCACCCGGUGGCGUCGACACCGCACUCUUGAGAGCUGCUCAAUCUGGAAUCAAGAGUACCGCCGAGUCCCGACAGGAUGUUCCCUGGCAGGGCACUGCACAUGCCCUAUCUGCGACAACGGCAGCGCUCGGCGUGCUCGCUGAGCCGGAAGAUAUCGCAGGGACGGUGUCCUACUUGGUGUCCCCCGACGCACGUUAUAUCUCCGGUCAAACUAUCAAUGUCGACGGAGGAAUUCAAUACGAUUGACCACGUAACACAAUGCAACCCAUUCUGCCGACGCUGUAUUUAGGCUAGGUCAAACCUGACAAAGAACGAAGUAACACUUCCCCAAGUACGUUGCGUCGGAAGCUUCGCACACUUUUAUGCAGUUGUUCAACAUUGUAUGGGAAAUAGAGAAGUUGCUAUAAAGUUAACAAGUCAAGCGUAAAUUGUAGAUACACAAUGCGACUCGUGAAUGAGAGACAUCAUGUCUA